This is a messenger RNA of Camellia sinensis, 861 nucleotides long. The record is from RefSeq and is a predicted model, not a curated record. NCBI's taxonomy places the organism in Eukaryota, Viridiplantae, Streptophyta, Magnoliopsida, Ericales, Theaceae.
AUGGAGCAAGUCUUAAACCAAAUCCAGCGAGAUUAUAACCUGAAGUGGCCCCAGCCAUCACGGUCUCCCUCAAACAGGAGAGACCUAUCCAAAUAUUGCUGUUUCCACCAGCACCACGGCUACAACACUGAGGAAUGUGUCAACCUUAAAGACCAGGUAGAGAAUUUGAUACGCCAGGGGGGUCUCAGUCGGUUCACGACAGCCCGUCCCCAGCAACGGCUACGGACCGAACCUACUGGGGGCAACCGCCGACACUUCCCUCCUCGGCAACCCGCACAACUCAGCCGAGACAAUGAUCAGCCUCCACUACCACCCCGAGCACAAGACAACCCUGCUCCUCCGGUCGUUGAAAUCAGAGUAAUCGCUAGUGGGCUUGCAUGCAGAGGACCAUUCCGUUCAGGCCAGCGAUCCGAACUCAGAAAAAUCAGACAGGGUUUUGAUAGAGAAGUCGCAACAUUCGAUCGCCCCCUCAAACAACCCAAACAGUGGCUGGAACCUAUCACCUUUACAAAGGCUAACUGCACAGGCAUCCGUUACCCUCACGACGACCCCCUUGUUAUCUUCACUCUCCUGUCCAAUUACAAGAUAAGAAGGGUGCUCGUCGACAACGGCAACUCUUCAGACAUCAUCUUUCUCAACGCAUAUCGCCAACUCCAGGUCGGAGAAGAAAAACUAUCCCCUCUUCAAACCCCACUAGUCGGCUUCACGGGGGAUCGGGUGACAUCCAUAGGCUUUAUCAAUCUUUCCAUCACCAUCGGCGAGUAUCCACGGCAGACCACCAAGGUACUCACCUUCCUCAUCGUCGACUGUCUUUCUGCUUAUAACAUAAUCCUCGGCCGCACAACCCUCAACGCCUUCUGA